AUGGCAGACAAGAUUGCCUCCUCCACCGUUGUGAAUGACGCCGUCUCCAAGGUGCUCGGGCUCGCAACCGAGCUCAGCAACAUCACUUGGGAAGCCCAUCAUACCGAUCCAGGUUGCCCGGAGCCAGUCAAGCUUGCUUUCCCUCCAAUCCAACAGCAACUGCAUGCCGCCGUCGCCGGGCUUAGCCUUGGCAGCCCCGAUGUUGUUGCUACAGUCGGCGGCGCUCCAGCCGAAUCCGAGCCGGACCUUGCCCAAUCCUGCCGCAAGAUUGGUCUCGAUCUUCUCCUCCGGCUCGAGCGAAUCGAUAAAGCCGUAGGAGAAUCUCAAGACUCUGCUUUGCAUCUUGACACCUCCAAACUUUCUGUGCUUUGGACAUUUGAUGAUGUGAAGGCCUUGAGACAGCGGCUUGGAGACUUGCUGUUGCAAUGGCAGCCUUCAGCUUUAGACAGCAGCCGGUUCACAUUGUCUACCUUGACCCUCGAAAAUGGCAUUGAGGAGACAAAAGAAAUUGAGCUACCGAGCCAAAGUGACCCUACUCCAGCUCAAAAAACAAAGAGCGCCAAAGAUCUUUUUUCAAAGCCGAUACCCAGCAGUCGCCGUCCUCGAGUUCCCCUCAACAUUCUCUACGACUUCAUUCUGGAGGGGCUGGCUUAUAAAAGCAUGCAUGACCGAGAGCAAGAGAUCACCAAGGCACAUUUCCAAACCCUAAACUGGAUCUUUGAGGACCAACUCGAAGAUGCGUCCAGGCGACAGGUAUCGCAAGCUUUGAAUUCCUGGCUUCGCACAGAUGAUCUGGGGCCCAUUUAUUGGAUCACCGGAAAGCCAGGUUCGGGCAAAUCUACACUCACCCAAUUCUUAUUUCAUCAUCCCAUCGCUACUGCUCUUCUGAAGAAAUGGGCAGGAGGAGACACCCCAAUCAAGGCUGGCUUCUUCUUCUGGACCAGCGGGUCAAGAGACCAACGAUCCCAGGCAGGGUUGCUGCGCUCUUUGCUGUACCAACUGUUAUCGGAGAACCUUGAACUGAUCCCAAAAACGUUCCCCGACCUCUGGGCCAAGCUUCUCAAUACAACUACCAAGGAGAGAAUCAUGAUGGUCCUAGACUGGCCCGUGGAAGAUCUGAUGAAUGCAUUCCAUGCUCUGCUAAAAGUUGCCAUAGAGCAGAAGACGAAGAUCUGUCUGUUCAUUGAUGGCCUAGACGAGUUUGAGGGAAAUCACCAGACCAUCAUCGAUUUCUUCAAAGAAAUCAGCUCGGGGCCCAAUGGCAAGUCACUCAAACUCUGCCUCUCAUCGAGACCCUGGGCAGUGUUCGAGCAAGCUUUCGAGACUGCUGUCCCAAACCUCAAGCUCCAAGACGUCAGCGUCGGCGACAUGUUCUCCUACGCUCUUGAGAAAUUGAACAGCCAACGUUCUACCCGUGAAGCACUGGCGAAAAUGGGUGAAGGAGGCGUCCAUUUCGUCAACGACAUGGUGCAGCGAGCUGACGGCGUGUUUCUCUGGAUCAGGCUCGCGGUCAACCGGCUGCACGAGAACUUUGAUGACCAUUCUGACCCCGGCAAGCUCAAUUCCAUUCUGCACUCCCUGCCGACAGAACUAGACGCGCUCUUUACCAAAUUCGUUUUCGAAGACCAGGCCGCGUCUCAGAUUGCCGAGACUGCCGCCCUGUUCGAGCUCAUCCGGGCGCGCGAGAUCGUCGCUAGCUUUCUCCACGAUGAGUCCUCAAACUCGUUGACAUCGUGGGAGCUCAUAUUUGCCCUUGAUGACUCUGACGACGGCAAGGCUUUAGAGUUGGAGGUCGAACAGGUAUUCUACGAAGACAUAAAGAGUCGCUGCAAAGCCCUGGCACAUCGAAUCAACCGACGCUUUUCUGGUCUGCUCGUCCUCCAUGAACGCAGACGGGGCGGUAACCUAAGAACAACGAAGGAAGCCGCGUUAGCGGAGAGAAGAGUGACCUACGUCCAUCGCACAGUGAGAGAUUGGCUGAUGGAGGGCGACGGGGUCCAGGCUCGUCUGGUCGGACAGAGACCAUCUCAUUUCGACCCGCACCUGCGCCUUCUCCGCUCGUACAUCCUGCGAUUGAAGCAGCCGGUGGACGAGAUCGAGAAGCACCGCCGUCUUGACGACUGGUGGCCCGAGAUAGCGCUUGCCAUGACGCACGCGAGGUACAUUGGGAACGACCCUUCUGGCCUCCAGCGCCCGUUCGUCAAUGAGAUGGAGAAGACGCUAUCGUGGUACUGGCAGGCGAAGCCAGACGAUGCGUUUGACCACUGGGCGAGAAACGCCUUUGGCCCGUACGAGAUCCGCGCAAAGGCGGCGCCCAUAUGGCAGCCAUUCCUAUGCCUUGCGACCAAGUUUGGGCUCACGCGGUAUGUAUGCGAGGAGGUCGCCACCCGGAUCCAGCAGGCUAGAGAGCCCUUCACGGACGAGGAGAUCCUAGAGAUGGACAAGGCGACUCCGCUGCUCACCCACGCGGUCGAGUUUCUCUGCUCCCGUAACAAGACAAUCUACCCGGUCUCUGACCCGGAAAUGAUUAAAGGAUUAUUGGGGUUGCUCGGAACCUCGAGCCCCGUCAAUCGGGGGCCUAAUCAUGUGUACCAAGACUUCAUAACCGGGAAGCCGAACACGCCGUGGCUAGCGACACUGCGCGGCUUGCGAGAUGCGCGUCGGAGAGAGUGGAUUGACUACUACGACAUCGACCCGCAGGGGACUGCACGCUGGGCCGAGAUUGUCCGUCUGUUCUUUGAAGAUGGCGGUGCGGACGUCAAUGCGGUCAUCCUGAGGGACGCUUGGGAUCCCGAGAUCACUGCAAUUGGAGUGCUGGAGUUGCUGGAUGAGACCUACGGGGCGGUAGAGGUGAGGAGGCUGUGCGAGGGCAUGAUGGCCAGGAUUUCGCAGGUACAUGGUAAUGGUGUGUGA
Clonostachys rhizophaga is the source of this 2913-nucleotide messenger RNA. The record is from the annotation of a GenBank genome assembly. Lineage: Eukaryota; Fungi; Ascomycota; Sordariomycetes; Hypocreales; Bionectriaceae.